GGGAGAUUUUAAAACCAGUGACGGUUUUCUUUUGAAACUGAGGGAGGCAUUCCAUUCACAUUUGAGUCCACCCGUGUCCGUUUAUACGUCUUCAGGUGUGUUUUGGGGCAUUUAUGAGAGAUGUAUUAGUUUGCCUUCCGAUUUAAGGUUGGACAGGUCAAUUACUAUUACAAAGAACAAUGGCAGAGGAGUCGGCUGUAAAAGUAUGUGUUCGGGUCCGUCCACUUAUUCCACGGGAAGACAGUGCUGCAUCGGAGAAUGCAGAGCCGGUCCAUUAUUUUUGGAAAGCUGAUACAAAAUCAAUUUAUCAGAGCGAUGAUGGGAAUUCCAGUAAAAGCUUUAGUUUUGAUCGAGUGUUUACUGCAGAAGAAACGACCAAUCAGCUGUACCAAGCCAUUGCUAAACCUCUUGUUGUUUCCUCUGUUCAGGGAUACAAUGGUACCAUAUUUGCUUAUGGACAGACUUCUUCCGGAAAGACUUUUACUAUGAUGGGGAGUGACCGUUUUCCUGGAGUGUUACCGAUGGCUGUGGAAGAUGUCUUCCAAACCAUUAACAGUUGUCCAAAGAAGGAGUUCCUUCUUCGAGUUUCUUACAUGGAAAUCUACAACGAGACUGUGAGAGAUCUGCUCGUUGAUAGCUGGAAGAGAAAACCUCUGGAAGUCCGAGAGACAAUUAAUAAAACCAUCUAUGUGGCUGACCUGACGGAGGAACUGGUCACAUCUCAUGCACAAGUCUUGGCCUGGAUCCGGAAAGGAGAACAGAACCGUCACUAUGGAAAGACAAAAAUGAAUGAGAGGAGCAGUCGAUCACACACAAUUUUCCGAAUGAUCCUGGAAAACAGAGAAAGGAGUGACCCAGCAUCUGGUGAAAAUGCUGAUGGAGCCAUUAUUGUGUCUCAUUUGAAUUUAGUCGAUCUAGCUGGAUCUGAGAGAGCCAGUCAAACAGGAGCUGAAGGCGCACGCUUCAAAGAAGGUUGCAAUAUCAACCGCAGCCUGUUCACACUGGGCCAAGUGAUCAAGAGGCUGACUGAUGAAGGCCAGAAGGGUUUCACAAACUACAGGGACAGUAAGCUCACCCGCAUCCUGCAGAAUUCGUUGGGCGGGAAUGCUAAAACAGUCAUCAUCUGCACCAUCACUCCGGUCAGUCUGGAGGAGACCCUCAGCACUCUGCAGUUUGCCAGCACUGCAAAGAAAAUGAAGAACGACCCUCAUGUGACAGAGGUGUCCGAUGAAGGGGCCCUGCUCAAAAGGUAUCGCAAUGAAAUUGAAGACCUGAAGCGUCAACUUCAAGAGGUGUCUUCAGUCACACAGAGUACGGCCAAGGAGAAGAAAUCUCUCUCCCAGGGGCUCCAAGUGAAGGAUCAGCUGCAGACAGAGCAAGAGGACCGCAUCAGAAACCUGACCAAACUGCUUGUCACCAGCUCAAACCUGGUUCCUUUACAAAAGGUGCCCAAACGCAGAGAAACUUGGGGAGGGAAGAUGCAAGGACUUGCCCGUACGUCUCUAUGUGAUUCUUUCACUGGGAAUAGAAAAGGCGACCUCUCCUGUCUGAGUGAGCUGUGUGAAUCUGGUAAGGACUUUGAUGCUCCCUGGGGGAUUCCUGAUGAGCCUUCAGAUGAAAUGGACAUGAAUCAGACUUCUGUGACUGUCCGAAGCUUUGCAGACAGCCCCAAAGACUUUGUGUCUCCAGCCCGUAUGCACGAGCUUUCUGGGAGAGUCUCCUUCUUAAUGAUGCAGCUGGAGAUGGAGGCCCAACAGAAAAAAGAUGCCCUCGACAAAUUACAGUCAACAGAACUGAGGGCAGCGCAGCUGGAGCUGGAGCUGCAGAUGGAGGCCGAACAGAAAGUAAAGGCCCUGGAACAGGUGGAGAUUUUGGGCGGCAGAUUGGCAGACAUUGGGAGUCACAAUGAGGACCAGAGCAACACUCAGAUGAAAAAAAAGUUUGCCGAGACGAUCCAUCUGUGUGAAAGCCUGUCUACAGAGAUGGACAAGGUGCUUCUUGAACGGAAAUAUCUGAAGAAUGAGCUGGGGAUGUUCCUUGAGCAAAUAAAAAUACUGGAUAAGGAGAAAGCGUCUCUCUCUCAGGAACUGGAGGAGAAGAGAGAGGUGGACGAGUUCAAGGCUCUAGAGGACGAGUGCAGGAAAGACCAAGAGAAUGAGUUGCAAAAUGAAAUGGCCAACUUGAAGAAGACUGUUGAAGCCUCUGAGCUUCAGUGUCUGGAUCUGCAGAACAAACUGCAAACUCUGACUGUUGAGCUGAAGAAGAAAACUGAAUUUGCACUGGAACUUCAGAGUAUGAGCGGUAAGGACCUAGUGCAGGAGGUGGAGAAGCUGCAACGCUCUCUGGGUGACGCUGAGGGCCUCAGCAGGGAUACAAAGAAGGAGUGGGCUGUCCUGCGCAGUGAACACAUGGCUGUGGAGGAGAUGAAUCUGAUUCUGAGUGCCAACCAUGAGAAGAUGGAAGCUGAGGUGAGAAGCCUGCGCUGUGAACUCGACACAGAGAAGACGCGCUUCAGAAAGAUGCAGAGCGAUCUCCAAAAAGAGCUGAAUGUGGUAUUUGGCGAGAACACAAAGCUCACCUCACUGCUGGAUGGAAAAGUACCACAAAAUCUGAUAGACAGCAUGGAGCUUGAAAGGAGAGUGGCCCAGCUGAGCAGAGAGCUGACGGUGUCUCAGGAAGCAGAGGGAGCGCUCAAAGCUGAGCUGGCCUCUUUCCAGACUCUUCCAGAGAAGUUGGACAGUCUGAUGAAGCAGCUGGAUGAGCUGUCUGAAGAGCUGCAGAGUGUGCGUGCUGAGAAAGAGACUCUCCUGUCUGAGCAGAGUGCUGCUGCUCAGAGUUCUGCAGAGGAGAUGGAGAAGCUGCUCUCUGCAGUCACAUCUCUCACUGCAGAGAGAGACCAGCUCCAGGGAGACCUUCGGGAAAAUGUAGACAUGGCUGCUGAGACACAAAUUAUUCUACAGUCUCUUCAAGACGAGAUGCAGCAGCAGAGGACCAAGCACUCAGAUCUGGUGAAACUCUACGAGCAGAAGGAUUCUGAUUUAGGGGAACAUAUGCCGAGUCUGUCACAGGAACUUGAGAGUGUGCGUGCUGAGAAAGAGACUCUCCUGUCUGAGCAGAGUGCUGCUGCUCAGAGUUCUGCAGAGGAGAUGGAGAAGCUGCUCUCUGCAGUCACAUCUCUCACUGCAGAGAGAGACCAGCUCCAGGGAGACCUUCGGGAAAAUGUAGACAUGACGAUUGAGAAUCAGGAGGAGCUGAGGACAGCCCUGGAGAAGAACCGCCAACAGAGGGAGACGAUCAAACGGCUGGAGAAUGCACAGACAUCCCAACAGGAAGCUCCUCCCAACGAGACCAGUGCACAGACAGAGGAGCUGCAAACACUUAUGAUGGAGAACCAGGAAGAGCUGAGGGUGUCUCAGGAGAAGGUGGGAGUUCUCCAAGAUGAGAUCAGCGCACUGAAGAGUCAGAUGGCAGAGCUGGAGAGCAGAGCGAGUGAUGCAGAGAUUACCCUCCAGCUGCAGGAGCUGCACAAUCAGAUUCAGACACUGUCUGAGGAGCUUGAGAGUGUGCGAGUAGAGAGAGACGCUCUGCUGUCUGAGAGGACGCCCGACACUCACAGUGAGGAGAUGGAGACGCUGCAGUGCAGCGUGACGUCUCUCAGUGAGGAGAGAGACCAGCUGCAGGAGAUCCUGGAGGGACUGAGGCAGGAGAAGCAGCAGCUCAGAGACCAGCUGGAGGACAGGAUGGAGGUGGUUGCCCAAGCCCAAUGUGAGUUUAACCAGCCAGAAAUACUGACCUCAGAACUGCAUGUUGAGGAAGUAACCAACCUUCAGAAAGAGAUAAAGCAACUGCAGGAUACUUUACAGACUGUCAGUGAGCAGAAGAGCCUGCUCGAAGUCGACCUGCAGCGUAAUAUGGAAAAGGUGAAGGCUACAGAGACUGAGAGCCUUCUACAAUCACUUGAACAACAACUUGAAGAGCACAAUCAGAGAAACAUCGACCUGGAAACACUAAGCCUCGAGCAGCAAGCUCAGCUACAACAACAGGUUGAAGAAACUCUGCGCGGUCUUCAUUCUCUUCAAGAGGAGCUCCAAGAGCAGAAGCAGCAUAGCUCUGAGCACCUGAAGCUCUGUGAGCAGAAGGAAUCUGAGUUGGAUCAACAGAUCAAGUAUCUGAAGGAGCAGCUUGAGGGUGUCCGUGCAGAAAGAGAUGCGCCGUUUGUGAAGGAGAGCAGCGGUCAGAGCUCCACAGAGGAGAUGGAGAAGCUGCAGAGCAGAGUGACGUCUCUCAGUGAAGACAGACACCAGCUGCAGGAGACCCUGGAGGGGCUGAGGCAGGAGAAGCAGCAGCUCAGAGACCAGCUGGAGGACAGGAUGGUGAUGAUGCAGUGUGAUUUACAGCAGCAGCUCAGCUCUGAGCCUCAGUCGCUGAAAGAAGAGCAGGAGGCUCAACAACUUCUGCAGAUCCAACAGCUGGAAGAGCAUCUGGAGAAAACCAAGGAGGAAGGGAGCCAGUUGAAGUUUGACCUUCAAGAAAACAUAGAACUGAUGAUGGAGAACCAGGAAGAGCUGAGGGUGUCUCAGGAGAAGGUGGGAGUUCUCCAAGAUGAGAUCAGCGCACUGAAGAGUCAGAAGGCAGAGCUGGAGAGCAGAGCGAGUGAUGCAGAGAUUACCCUCCAGCUGCAGGAGCUGCACAAUCAGAUUCAGACGCUGUCUGAGGAGCCUGUGAGCUUGCGAGCAGAGAGAGACGCUCUGCUCUCUGAGAAGGAGACCAGCGGUCAGAGCUCCACAGAGGAGAUGGAGAAGCUGCAGAGCAGAGUGACGUCUCUCAGUGAGGACAGACACCAGCUGCAGGAGACCCUGGAGGGGCUGAGGCAGGAGAAGCAGCAGCUCAGAGACCAGCUGGAGGACAGGAUGGUGAUGGUAAACACUGAGAUGGCAACUCUCAAUAUGUCUCUACAAGUUGUCAUUGAGCAGAAGAGGAAGCUGGAAGAUGAUCUACAGCAGAACAUGACUAUGGCUUCCACAACACAAGAGCUUCUGAAGACCGUCCAAGAGAAGCUGUGUGAGCAGCAGCAGAUGAAUUCUGAGCUGGACAAACUGUGUCAGCAGAAGGAGAGCUCUUUAGAUCAACAGAAGAAGACUCUAACUGAGAAACUGGAGAGCAUUGAAGCAGAGAGAGACGCUCUGCUCUCUGAGAAGGAGAACAGCGGUCAGAGCUCCACAGAGGAGAUGGAGAAGCUGCAGAGCAGAGUGACGUCUCUCAGUGAGGACAGACACCAGCUGCAGGAGACCCUGGAGGGGCUGAGGCAGGAGAAGCAGCAGCUCAGAGACCAGCUGGAGGACAGGAUGGUGAUGGUAAACACUGAGAUGGCAACUCUCAAUAUGUCUCUACAAGUUGUCAUUGAGCAGAAGAGGAAGCUGGAAGAUGAUCUACAGCAGAACAUGACUAUGGCUUCCACAACACAAGAGCUUCUGAAGACCGUCCAAGAGAAGCUGUGUGAGCAGCAGCAGAUGAAUUCUGAGCUGGACAAACUGUGUCAGCAGAAGGAGAGCUCUUUAGAUCAACAGAAGAAGACUCUAACUGAGAAACUGGAGAGCAUUGAAGCAGAGAGAGACGCUCUGCUCUCUGAGAAGGAGAACAGCGGUCAGAGCUCCACAGAGGAGAUGGAGAAGCUGCAGAGCAGAGUGACGUCUCUCAGUGAGGACAGACACCAGCUGCAGGAGACCCUGGAGGGGCUGAGGCAGGAGAAGCAGCAGCUCGGAGACCAGCUGGAGGACAGGAUGGUGAUGGUCUCAGCCACCAAGAAAAUGCUGAGCGAGCAGGAACAGCUGAACUCUCAGCUGAGAGAGCAGGCUGAGAGAAGAGAACAAGAGACCCAGCUGCAACAAAGGUUGCUCAGUGAUGCAAUCACAACCAUGUCUGUGCCCAGAGAGCAGCUGAGCAGUCUGGAUCAGAGCAGCAGUAGAGUGAAGGAGACGAUGACCUUACAGCUACAGGAGUCUACUGAACAGCUGCAGGAGUCCUUUGGAAAAUUCCAGCACUUUAUCGAUGCCUGUUCCAAGUAUAACGCCACAGGCCCAGUCACGGUUGGGUGUUCCCGGCUUUCUCUGACCAAAGCAGCCAUGAAGACUUACAGCUGUGUGUGUCUUCUGCAGCAGCAGACAGCUCAGUGUCUGAGCAACACUAUGGAGCACCUAAAGUUGCAAGCACAGAGCUACAUGAAGGUGUUUAAGGAGCUGGUGAGGAAGGAUCUAGCCGUUUUUGAGGAGAGGCGUGCGCUGGACGAGCUGCUGUGCAGAGCAAAGGCACAGAGCAGCGUGAAGGACAAGGAUUUCCACUCCCUAUGGGACAACCAACUGACUGAGCUGCUGGACAAGAGGCAGCUCUACCUGCAGAAAAUGUCCAGCAUUUUGGGGAAGCUCUGGGCCUGCAUCGCUUCUUACCCCAGUGAGCUGUCUACUGAUAACAGUGACAGGGAGUGCUUCAAGGAGAAGCUGCAGUCAGUUUUCUCCAAGCCAAUGAACUUCAUCCUGCUGGACAGCAUCCUGACCACCAAGCUGGUAUAUUUAUCUGAGCUUGUACACAGGAGGAGGAUGACUCUGGAGGGCAUCGUGGAUGAGCAGGACAGUCUGUUGGGAGGUCUGAAGCUGCUGGAGGCUCAGGCUGAAGCUCAGCUGACAGAGGAGAUGAGCAAGAUCACCUGCCUGCUUGUGCUCCAGCUAAAGCAAACCGAAGACAAAGUCAAAGCUCUGAAUGAGCAGCUACAGGAGGCUCAGGUCAAAGCCGGCCACAGGGUGUCCAGCCACAAGCAGGCCACCCAGCUGCUGCAGACGGAGCUGCAGGACAGCCUCGCGCAGGUGGAGGAGAGGGAGCACGCAAUCCAAACCCUCAGGAGCAAACUACGAGAGUCUGAGAGUAAGGCACCACCCAGUGCUGUGGAGCUGGAGAAACUCCGCUCUGAGCUGUUCAAAAUGGAGGUGGAGUUGACGUCAGCGUCCGACAAACACAAACAAGAGAUCCAGAUGAUGAACACAGUGCUGAAGGACAAGGAACACUCCCUGAGGAAGCUGAAGGAGACGUUGAGGAAGUCACAGCAGCAAGGGGAGGAGUCAUUCCUGCAGGGUGAGGACCUUCAUGCCAGACUGACCAACUCCAGAGGACUGGUGAAGACUAAACUGGAGGAAGAAGUCAAACAGCUCCGACUGAAAAUAACCGAGCUGGAAAGCCUGGUGUCCAGUCAGCAAGCAGAGAUAAGCAAGUGGAAGAGCAGAGCCUUCAAGCUGAAGGAGAGGGUCCAGAGGGAGGUGGUCAAGCCUUCAUCACCCAGCACUCCCACCAAGAGGGGCUAUCCCAUGGCCUCAGACUGCUCCAACUUCUUCAGCUCACCCAAGAAGUUCAAGGUUACUCCUAGGAAGGUCCUGGAUUCUCCCAGGAAAGUUCUAGAUUCUCCAAGGAAGCUGCUCGACUCUCCGAAGGUCUCUGCGCUCGACUCCCCCAAAAGCAGAUUCUUUGAUGUUGGUGGAAACUCUGAGCUGCUGUCCAGAAGCCGUCCAACACAGUUCUUUGAUAACUCCAGCCUAGGAACCACUCCAGCUUCAGGGGCAGACCGAAGAGAGGAUAUGUGGCCUAAGUCUCCAAAGCAAGAGGACAUGUGUAAUAGCCAGUAACAUUUUUGUGUGUAAUAUUUUUUUGAAAAUCUUUCUUUUUAAAUGUUUCUAGAUGUGGUUUUGAAAUGUUUUUUCUAUUGUUUGACUAUUAAAGUUUUUGUACAUAAAGAAAA
Molecule: messenger RNA, 7780 nt
Organism: Gymnodraco acuticeps
Lineage: Eukaryota; Metazoa; Chordata; Actinopteri; Perciformes; Bathydraconidae
Gene: cenpe
Product: centromere protein E
Exons: 56
Coding region: 180-7667 (2495 amino acids)
Biological process (GO): mitotic cell cycle; microtubule-based movement
Cellular component (GO): microtubule
Molecular function (GO): ATP binding; plus-end-directed microtubule motor activity; microtubule binding
Source: RefSeq, a predicted model, not a curated record